Molecule: messenger RNA, 4676 nt
Organism: Anolis carolinensis (green anole)
Lineage: Eukaryota; Metazoa; Chordata; Lepidosauria; Squamata; Anolidae
Gene: lin52
Product: lin-52 DREAM MuvB core complex component
Exons: 7
Coding region: 402-2588 (728 amino acids)
Biological process (GO): cell adhesion involved in heart morphogenesis; regulation of DNA-templated transcription; larval heart development
Cellular component (GO): extracellular matrix; DRM complex
Source: RefSeq, a predicted model, not a curated record
GGUGAGGAAUGCAGAGGCGGGGUCUUAUGUCUCGUCGGCUGGAGGGUUGAGGCUUGGGUCUGUCAAAGCGUAGGUUUGAGUUAUUAAGUGAGUGUGUGAGCGAGGCCGUGGCUUGAAACUGCAGCGCGGGUACAGACUUGGAGGCUUCAUUGCUGAGCUUUGAAAAGUUGGACCGGGCAUCACCUGACCUCUGGCCAGAACAAUUACCAGGUGUUGCUGAAUUUGCAGCUUCUUUUAAAAGUCCUAUCACCAGUUCUCCUCCCAAAUGGAUGGCUGAAUUAGAAAAUGAUGAUAUUGACAUGUUAAAAGAAUUUUAAUAGAUGCUCUGGUCAGCCAGCAUGGUGAAGUGGUUUGUGUUGGGUUAGGACUUUGGAGACUAGAGUUCAAAUCCCUGCUCAAGCAUGGAAUCACAUGGGGGACCUUGGGCAAGUCACAUUCUGUCAGCCUCAGGGAAAGGCAAAGAGUUGGGCAGUCUAACAACAGCUAAUUUAAUGGAAAAAGUACGAGGUUUACAAAAUCUGGCAUAUCAGUUGGGACUGGAUGAAUGCAUGGAUGAGGGCAUUCCAUGGACGCCGAUAUUAAAAAACAAGGGAGUUAAGGAUGGAUGGGAGUUUUUCAAAAGUGAAAUACUCAAGGCGCAAAUGCAAACAGUGCCAACAAAGAAGAAAAAUAAGACAAGUGCAAAGAAGCCAGAAUGGAUGUCCAAAGAACUUCUAACUGAGCUAAAGCUCAAAAGUGACAUGCACAAGAAGUGGAAAAGGGGAGAAAUCACCAAAGAAGAAUUCAAACGUAUAGCCAACUCCUGUAGGGAAAAGGUUCGCAAGGCUAAAGCGCAAAAUGAGCUCAGGCUUGCCAGGGACAUAAAAAACAACAAAAAAGGUUUUUUUGCUUAUGUUGGUAGAAAAAGGAAGAAAAAGGAGGCGAUAGGGCCACUGCAAGGAGUAGAUGGGGUGAUGGUGACAGGGGAUAGGGAAAAGGCAGAACUGCUUAAUGCCUUCUUUGCCUCGGUCUUCUCACAAAAAGAAAGCCAUCUUCAACCUCAGCAACAUGGAAUGGACGAAGGAUUGGGGGAAAUCCAACCCCAAAUAGGGAAACAAGUUGUCCAGGAACACCUGGCCACUCUAAACGAAUUCAAGUCCCCAGGGCCAGAUCAGCUACAUCCAAGAGUAUUGAAGGAACUAGCGGAAGUUAUUUCAGAACCACUGGCAAUCAUCUUCGAGAGUUCUUGGAGAACAGGAGAAGUCCCAGCAGAUUGGAGGAGGGCGAAUGUGGUCCCUAUCUUCAAGAAGGGAAAAAAGAACGACCCAAACAAUUACCGUCCGGUCAGCCUCACAUCAAUACCAGGCAAGAUUCUGGAAAAGAUCAUUAAGGAAGUGGUCUGCAAACACUUAGAAACAAAUGCGGUCAUUGCUAAUAGUCAACACGGAUUUACCAAAAACAAGUCAUGCCAGACUAAUCUGAUCUCUUUUUUCGAUAGAGUUACGAGUUGGGUCGAUACAGGGAAUGCCGUGGAUGUAGCAUAUCUAGAUUUCAGUAAGGCCUUCGACAAAGUCCCCCACGACCUUCUGGCAAACAAACUAGUAAAAUGUGGGCUAGACAAAACUACGGUUAGGUGGAUCUGUAAUUGGCUAAGCGAACGAACCCAAAGGGUGCUCACCAAUGCGUCGUCUUCAUCAUGGAAAGAAGUGACAAGUGGAGUGCCGCAGGGCUCCGUCCUGGGCCCGGUUCUGUUCAACAUCUUUAUUAACGACUUAGACGAAGGGUUAGAAGGCACGAUCAUCAAGUUUGCAGAUGACACCAAACUCGGAGGGAUAGCUAACACUCCAGAAGACAGGAGCAGAAUUCAAAACGAUCUUGACAGACUAGAGAGAUGGGCCGAAACUAACAAAAUGAAGUUCAACAGGGACAAAUGCAAGAUACUUCACUUCGGCAAAAAAAAUGGAAAUCAAAGAUACAGAAUGGGGGACGCCUGGCUUGACAGCAGUGUGUGCGAAAAAGAUCUUGGAGUCCUCGUGGACAACAAGUUAAACAUGAGCCUACAAUGUGAUGCGGCAGCUAAAAAAGCCAAUGGGAUUUUGGCCUGCAUCAAUAGGGGAAUAACGUCUAGAUCCAGGGAAGUCAUGCUCCCCCUCUAUUCUGCCUUGGUCAGACCACAUCUGGAAUACUGUGUCCAGUUUUGGGCACCGCAGAUGAAGGGAGAUGCUGACAAGCUGGAAAGCGUCCAGAGGAGGGCAACUAAAAUGAUUAAGGGUCUGGAGAACAAGCCCUAUGAGGAGAGGCUUAAAGAGCUGGGCAUGUUUAGCCUGCAGAAGAGAAGGCUGAGAGGAGACAUGAUAGCCAUGUACAAAUAUGUGAGGGGAAGUCAUAGGGAGGAGGGAGCAAGCUUGUUUUCUGCUGCCCUGCAGACUAGGACACGGAACAAUGGCUUCAAACUACAGGAAAGGAGAUUCCACCUGAACAUCAGGAAGAACUUCCUCACUGUGAGGGCUGUUCGGCAGUGGAACUCUCUCCCCCGGGCCGUGGUGGAGGCUCCUUCCUUGGAGGCUUUUAAGCAGAGGCUGGAUGGCCAUCUGUCGGGGGUGCUUUGAAUGCGAUUUCCUGCUUCUUAGCGGGGGGUUGGACUAGAUGGCCCUUGAGGUCUCUUCCAACUCUACUAUUCUAUGAUUCUAUGAUUCUAUGAGGGGUUGUGCUACCAAGUUUAGUGUUUCUGGGAAGUGUAGUUUUGUUGUUUUGUCCUAGGCCGAAAUUUCAUUACCCUUUUAUAUAUAUAGACUAGCUGUGUGCCCAGCCAUGCGUUGCUGUGGCUUAUGGGAAUGCUUUUUUGGCCAGGUGGAAUAGCAGUGGCCUUGCAGCCUCAAAGCCUGGCCGUUUUCUUCUUAUGGGAAUCCUUGUUUGGUGAGCUGGAAUACAAAGGAAUAGACUUGCUGCUUGGAAGACUGGGUACUUGCAUUCUAGGGGAAUGGUUUUUUGGGCUGCUAGAAUUGCAAUGAAUAGCCUCACUACUUCAAAGCCUGUCUGCUUGCUACCUAGGGGUAUCUUUGGUUGAUCAGCUUCAAUAGUACAGAGUAGUAUCGCUGCUUCAAAACCUGUCCGCCUUCUACCUUCUUGUUGUACUGAAUAGCUUCUACCGCCUCCUUCUUGUUGUACUGAAUAGCUUUGCAGCUUCAAUGCCUGGCUGUGUUAUACCUAGGAUAAUCCUUAUUUGGUGAGCUGGAGUCGCACCCUCAAUCAAAGAGCCACUUUGAAGCCUGGCUACUUUCUUUGUAGGUGAAUUCUUGUUUGGCCAGCUUGAAUUGCACUGAAUAGCCUUUCAGCUUAGAAGCCUAGUGGCUUUCUACAUAGGACAUCUUUACUAUGCCAGGUUGAAUGGGAUGGAGUAGCCUCGUGGCUUCAAAACCUGGGGGCUUUCUAUCUAGGGGAAAUCUUGGUUGGCCAGGUUGAAUAGCACUGAAUAGCCUUGCUGCUUGCAAGCCUGGCCGCUUUCUACCUUGUGGAAUCAUUGGUGGCCCAGUUUGAAUAGCAAAUAUGAAUGCUGCAAUUAGUCACCUUGAUUAACAUUUAAUGGCCUUGUACUUUCAAAGCCUGGCUGCUUCCUCCCUGGGGGAAUACUUUGUUGAGAGGUAUUAGCUGGCCCUUUCAGGAAUUCCUUUCAGGAAUUUCCAAUUUCCCUGUUUUCAGAGUGUUACUCUCUAUUUACUGUCCUGCUUUUAGAGAUUAUUUUGUUCUGUAUUAUUAUACCACAGUUAUUAUAUAUUAUAUUUAUAAUCUUAUAUUAUCUGCUUAGAACUGGGUUAUAUGAGGCCCCUUCUACACAGCUGUAUAAAAUCCUCACUGAACUGGAUUAUAUGGCAGUAUGGACUCAAGAUAAUCCAGUUCAAAGCAGAUACUGUGGAUUAUGUGCCUUGGCAUUCUGGGUUAUAUAGCUGUGUGGAAGGGCCUUGAGUCUACACUGCCAUAUAAUCCAGUUCAAAUCAGGUAAUCUGUAUUUUGUAGGCAGUGUGGAUGAGGCCUAAGUGCCUGUCCCCUGGGUGCCAUUUUGGCUGAGAGAGUUGCUAGGACACAGAAGGGGGGGGGCUAAAGGCAGUGGGGGCCUAAAGGCAGCAGGGCCUAUAUUUCUGACUGGCAACCAAGGGGAGAAAGGCUCUUUCUCAUUCUCUGUAACUUGGACUAUUUUUCUAGAUUUUUUGAUUGAAAGACAUAGAUUUGGAUGACUAUGUCUUUUGUGGUCAAAUUUGGUGUGAUUUGGUUCAGUGGUUUUGUUGUUUACUCCAUGGGAAAACCGCACAUUACAUUUAUUUGUAUUUGUAUAUAUAUUUAUUAUAUAUAUAUUAUAUACAUUUGUGAAUGUAUAAUAGCAUUUGCAAGAUCAGUUUUGUUAGAAUUGUAAUGUUUUUUUAAACUGAAUCCCAUCUUCUAGUGUCUUGUACAGAAACAGUUUCUUCCUCUGCAUCUGACUUUUCAGAAAAGGUCAGGCUGUUUGUACCUUACUUCAAAGAAAUAGCUCUUCAUCAACCUGAAUUGCUUCCAUUAAUCGGUAGGUGUGUCCCACUGAAUAGCUACAACUCCAGAGGAAAGGCCAUUCUGCCCACCCUGUUCAUGAUAACUAUAAUCAACUUGUUAUAGUAGUUGUGUUAGCAGUAUUUAAUUCAAUAAAUGUGUGCUGCAUUUAACAGUUA